AUGUGCUACUUUACACCGACAGAGUGGGGAUGCGGUCAUCUCACUUAUUCCAAGGUUCCGUGCCGCCAUGUCCAGGCUUUCAAGGAGAAAGGGAAAUCGUGCCCUUACAACACCACUCUCGGUACCUUGAGGCGCAACCGAAGCUGCGGGGACGCUAAAAUCUGCGUUCAGGCUCGCAUCGAUACGUUGAACGGAGAGGACUACAUCCGUGCGCGUGUGCGAGCGAUGCAGCAAGACUCGCAAGAGACACUGGUUCCUUCCACUACGGCGAACGACGAAGCUAAGUAA
Messenger RNA from Morchella sextelata, 288 nucleotides. RefSeq lists its product as uncharacterized. Lineage: Eukaryota; Fungi; Ascomycota; Pezizomycetes; Pezizales; Morchellaceae. The coding region runs from base 1 to 288 and encodes 95 amino acids. The transcript is spliced from 3 exons. The record is from RefSeq and is a predicted model, not a curated record.